Nymphaea colorata (pocket water lily) is the source of this 864-nucleotide messenger RNA. RefSeq names its product ATP-dependent RNA helicase DBP4. Gene Ontology annotation, cellular component: nucleus. Gene Ontology annotation, biological process: rRNA processing. The record is from RefSeq and is a predicted model, not a curated record. The transcript has 2 exons. Bases 1 to 864 code for a protein of 287 amino acids. Gene Ontology annotation, molecular function: RNA helicase activity; ATP binding; nucleic acid binding. NCBI's taxonomy places the organism in Eukaryota, Viridiplantae, Streptophyta, Magnoliopsida, Nymphaeales, Nymphaeaceae.
AUGACCCUCAUCGACGAACACGAGUUCCACAAGAAGUACAAGAUCAAUUUCGCCGACCUGCCCAUCUCACAGGGCACCCUCCGCGGACUCACCAACAGAGGCUUCACCAAAAUGACUGAAGUCCAGCGCUGCGCCAUCCCCCACGCCCUUGCAGGCAGGGACGUUCUAGUAUCCUCCAGGACGGGAUCGGGAAAGACGCUCGCCUACCUGGUGCCGCUCAUAGAGAAACUGUACAGGAAGAGAUUCAUCCCGAUCGACGGACUGGGAGCAGUGGUGAUCGUGCCUGUCCGCGAACUGGCGAUGCAGGUCUUCGAGGUGCUCAACUCCUUCUCGGAGAAGCUGGAGAUGAGCGUGGGCCUGGUCAUCGGCGGCAAGGACGUCAAGUACGAGCGGGACCGCAUAGCCGGCAUGAACAUCCUGGGCGUAAGCGCGAAGCAGGAGGAGCAAUUGAGCGAGACUCUGCGCGGAUCCUACGAGACGCCAGCCAAGCUGACCCAAUACUACAUGAUCGUUCCUGCUGAGGACAAGAUCAACACCUUCUACUCCUUCCUGAAGAGCCACCACAAGCAAAAAAUCGUCGUCUUCGUCUCCACCUGCAAACAGGUGCGCUUCUUGUACGAAGCCCUACGCAAGUUCAAGCUCGGCUUCCCCCUCUACGAACUGCAGGGCCACCAGAAGCAGAAGAAACGCAUGGCCAUCUACUUCACCUUCUGCGAAAAAAGAUACGGUAUUCUGCUCUGCACCAACAUUGCAGCAAGGGGACUGGAUUUCCCGCUUGUGGAUUGGGUGAUCCAGUUCGAUAUUCCGGACCAAGUGGACACCUACGUGCACAGAGUCGGUCGUACAGCCCGAUACAAGGCCUAG